AUGUAUUAGCAAAUGUGGUCUCAUCUUUAGCUCGUUUCUAUAUUUUCAUUGAUGUACUCUCUUAUAUUGAUUCUAUUAUUGCUAAUGAAAUGUCAUGAGUUUCUUUCUUUAAAAAAAAAAGGCCAAAUUUCACACACUCACAGAUAAAGAACAACAAUUUGGGUAUAUUAAUAAUUUUUUCAUAGCAUUUUUUUCCUUGAUCCUCAUCCAUCCACACAAUCACCAUAUCUCCCACGCAACUCUACUCUCCUGUCCAUCACUCCAUGUACACACUAAACUCCAACCCACUAUUCAACCCCGCCACACCUUCCUUCUCCUCCAAUCAUGUUCCUCCACGCGUCACCUUCCCUCCACAUUAUAAAUAUUGCGCCACCCACACCAACACUAACACCAAACUCUUCACAACAAAAAUGGCCAUUGAAACAGAAACCCAAACCCAAGCUCAAACCGGGUUUAAACUACUUGGCUUCAAAAACUUCGUUCGAGCCAACCCAAAAUCAGACCGGUUCAAAGUAAAACGCUUCCACCACGUCGAAUUUUGGUGCACCGAUGCAACUAACACUGCACGCCGUUUCUCUUGGGGACUUGGAAUGCCUAUCGUCGCUAAAUCAGACCUCUCCACCGGAAACCUAAAACACGCUUCUUAUCUCCUCCGUUCCGGCGACCUCAAUUUUCUCUUCUCCGCCGCAUAUUCCCCUUCCAUUUCACUCUCUUCACCUUCCUCAACCGCCUCCAUUCCUACCUUCGACGCUUCCACUUGCUUCGCUUUCUCCGCUUCCCACGGCCUCGCCGUUCGCGCCGUCGCAGUUGAAGUCGAAGACGCUGAACUCGCUUUCACUACAAGCGUAAACCACGGCGCUAUCCCGGUGGCUCCUCCCGUUAACCUCGAAAAUGGCGUAAAACUCGCUGAAGUUCGUCUCUAUGGUGACGUCGUUUUACGUUAUGUCAGUUACAACAACCCGAACGAUAAUCCGAACCAGAAUCCGGACCCGAACCACCGGUUCCUCCCUGGUUUUGAAUCUGUAUCAGACGAAUCAUCUAACUCAUCACUAGACUUUGGAAUCCGAAGACUAGACCACGCCGUUGGAAACGUACCGGAACUUUCAUCGGCGUUGAAAUACUUAAAAGAAUUCACUGGUUUUCACGAAUUUGCUGAGUUUACAGCAGAAGACGUUGGAACGAGUGAGAGUGGUUUGAACUCAGUAGUGCUAGCAAACAAUGAAGAAACGGUGUUGUUUCCGAUGAACGAACCGGUUUAUGGAACGAAGAGGAAGAGUCAGAUAGAGACUUAUUUGGAACACAAUGAAGGUGCUGGAUUACAGCAUUUGGCAUUGAAGUCAGAAGAUAUAUUCAGAACAUUGAGAGAGAUGAGGAAGAGAAGUGGUAUUGGUGGAUUUGAGUUUAUGCCUUCACCUCCACCGACUUAUUAUCGGAAUUUGAAGAAUCGCGUUGGUGAUGUUUUGAGUGAUGAACAGAUUAAGGAGUGUGAGGAACUUGGGAUUUUGGUUGAUAGAGAUGAUCAGGGUACUCUGCUUCAGAUUUUUACUAAACCUAUUGGAGAUAGACCAACCAUAUUUAUAGAGAUAAUUCAGAGAGUUGGAUGCAUGCUGAAGGACGAGGAAGGGAAGGAGUACCAAAAGGGAGGAUGUGGGGGCUUUGGAAAAGGAAACUUCUCAGAGCUUUUCAAAUCCAUUGAAGAAUAUGAGAAAACUUUGGAAACUAAAAGAGCUGCAUAAUACAUGUUGUGAUCUUGUGUAGUGCUUCUUCUUUUCCAAUAAGUCAUUUGGUUACUACUACACAAUACUAAUAAUCUCCACUGAUCUUCUCAUGUUUUCUUUGAUCAAAUGGUGUCUGGGAGUUUGGAUCUCUUGGAACAAGGUUGUUCUUAAUGUAAAUCUACACGUGUAAACGGACAAAUAAUAAAUGUUUUAGAUCUUGAUAUUUAGUUAGAAAACAUACUUUAAAAUUUAAACACAAUAAACAUUAUCUCUAAUUAUAUAUAUGAAGAAUUGCUCCA
Molecule: messenger RNA, 2017 nt
Organism: Trifolium pratense (red clover)
Lineage: Eukaryota; Viridiplantae; Streptophyta; Magnoliopsida; Fabales; Fabaceae
Product: 4-hydroxyphenylpyruvate dioxygenase
Exons: 2
Coding region: 264-1736 (490 amino acids)
Biological process (GO): L-tyrosine catabolic process
Molecular function (GO): 4-hydroxyphenylpyruvate dioxygenase activity
Source: RefSeq, a predicted model, not a curated record